ACAUUUGGAAAGGUAUACCAAUGAUCGUAAUGCCUUUUUUUAUGGAUCAAAAAUUCAAUACAGAAAUAUUAGUAGCUAAAGGCGUUGGCAUAUAUUUGGACAUUAAAAUUUUGUCCACGCAGUCCAUAUUACACGCAGUUGAAGAAAUACUUUACAAUGAAAGUUAUACAAAAAACAUGAAACAAUUGUCCACCGAAUUUCGGGAUCGGCCAAUACCACCAUUAGAUUUAGCUGUUUGGGGCAUUGAAUACACCGUCCGCCAUCCAAAUCUAACUUUAGCAACGCCGCUGAAAUUUCAGAGCUGGGUGGAACGAAAUCAGAUCGAUGUCUACGCAUUUUUGUUACUUAUUUUCUUCGCGAUAUUGUUAAAUAUAUUCUUUGUAAUUAAGUUAUCGAUUAAUUUUUUUUAUAAUCAUAUAUACACCAAAUUACGCAAGAGCAAACAAGCGUAAAUCAUAGAAAUAUUAACAGACAUUGCGUGUAGUAAUGUUAAUGUUUAAUGUAUUGUAAAAGAAGUAAAAUUAAUGUAGAUAUA
Messenger RNA from Temnothorax curvispinosus, 535 nucleotides. RefSeq names its product UDP-glucuronosyltransferase 1-5-like. The transcript is spliced from 2 exons. Gene Ontology annotation, molecular function: UDP-glycosyltransferase activity. The record is from RefSeq and is a predicted model, not a curated record. NCBI's taxonomy places the organism in Eukaryota, Metazoa, Arthropoda, Insecta, Hymenoptera, Formicidae. The coding region runs from base 21 to 452 and encodes 143 amino acids.